Messenger RNA from Hirundo rustica (Barn swallow), 2329 nucleotides. It is a transcript of the gene SAV1, whose product is annotated as salvador family WW domain containing protein 1. Gene Ontology annotation, molecular function: protein binding; molecular adaptor activity. The record is from RefSeq and is a predicted model, not a curated record. The transcript has 5 exons. Lineage: Eukaryota; Metazoa; Chordata; Aves; Passeriformes; Hirundinidae. Gene Ontology annotation, biological process: hippo signaling; regulation of cell population proliferation; apoptotic process. The coding region runs from base 165 to 1331 and encodes 388 amino acids.
UCAGCGACCCCCGGCCCGGCCCGAUCCCCGUCCCCAUCCCAACCCCGCUCCCGGUCCCGGCCCGGCCCCCGGGGGCGGCCGGACCCCCCCCCUCUCCCUCCCCGCCCUGCGGAGCGGGGAGCGGCGCCGGGCAUGCGGGCGGUGGCAGCGGGCCGGGAGGUGGGAUGCUGUCGCGGAAGAAGACGCGGACGGAGCUCUCCAAGCCGGGCGAGGUGCAGGGGAAGUACGUGAAGAAGGAGACGAGCCCGCUGCUGCGGAAUCUGAUGCCUUCCUUCAUCCGCCACGGCCCGACCAUUCCGAGACGAACCGAUAUCUGCCCUCCCGACUCCUCAUCCUCCGCCUACGCCCCCGGCGGCGAUGGGAUCGUUUCCAGGAACCAGAGCUUCCUCCGAACUCCGGUGCAGAGGCCGCCUCACGAGAUCAUGAGGCGGGAGAGCAACAGACUGUCUGCGCCUUCUUACCUGGCCAGGAGCUUGGCCGAGGUGCCGAGGGAAUACGGCUCCUCCUCGCAGUCCUUCCUGUCGGAAGCCGGUCCCGGGCUGGAGAACGGCGACGCCGCAGCCCGGGGCUAUUACUACGAUCACUUCUACGAGGCGCAGAGGAGACGGCAGCUGAACGACCGCCUGCACGAGGACUACAGGUAUUAUGAGCACAACAGUGACCUUUUCCAGAGGAUGUCCCAGAAUCAUGGCAGGCACGCUUCAGGCAUCGGGAGAGUUGCUGCUACAUCUUUAGGAAACCUAACAAAUCAUAGUUCUGAAGAUUUACCUCUUCCUCCUGGCUGGUCAGUGGACUGGACUAUCCGAGGAAGGAAAUACUACAUCGAUCACAACACCAACACAACCCACUGGAGCCACCCCCUGGAGCGCGAGGGGCUCCCGCCGGGCUGGGAGCGCGUGGAGUCGGCGGAAUUCGGGGUUUACUACGUGGAUCACAUCAACAAAAGGGCUCAGUACAAACACCCCUGUGCCCCCAGCGUUCCCCGUUACGAUCAGCCGCCCCCCGUGUCCUACCAGGCGCAGCCCCCGGAGAGGAGCCAAGCCCUGCUGGUCCCUGCCAACCCCUACCACAGCGCCGAGAUCCCUGACUGGCUGCAGGUCUACGCCAGGGCUCCCGUCAAGUACGACCACAUCCUGAAGUGGGAGCUGUUCCAGCUGGCCGACCUGGACACGUACCAGGGCAUGCUGAAGCUGCUGUUCAUGAAGGAGCUGGAGCGCAUCGUGAAGCUGUACGAGGCGUACCGGCAGGCGCUGCUGACCGAGCUGGAGCAGCGGCAGCAGCGGCAGCAGUGGUACGCGCAGCAGCAGCAGCAGCACAGCGCCAACUACUGAGCCCCCGCGGCUCCUCCCGCCCACACACACACACACACACACACACAAAAAAACCACACACAAAACACAAACUCUGAAAGGAAAAGCGCUUUCCGGUGGAAAAGGCAGCUUCUUUUUGUUGACGUUGCACCUUUGUUAUUAUCCUCUUGGAAUAUUUUUCUACGUGUAUUAUUGUGUUGUUUAUAAAAGAAGUGGGAAUGGUUUGUUAAAAUCUUUUUUUUGGGUUUUUUUUUUUUUUUUCCCUGUUUAUUCUCCUGAGAAACCAGCAGUUCCAUCAGUCCCCUGGUCCUUGAGCUCUUUCCUGCCAGCCAGCUGCAGCAUUCAAAGCUGGCGACGUGUUUUUGAAGGGCAAUAGAUGCAGCCGUCGUGUCCUGGCUUCCAGAUGUGUUCCAAAUCCAGAUGCCUGGUGCAGGGUCCUUCCCUCGGGAUUUGGGCUCCCUCUCCUGGGAGAGCUCUGCUCCUUGUUUACAGCUUUAAUGUACAGAACCAGCCCCGGGCCUGCUGGCUCAUACCAGGAGCUGAUUUCGCCCUUCGCUUCGCAGGAGUGAAGCCUGAGUUGCCUUAUUUUUUACUUCAGCUCAUUAGUACUCCAGCUUUACUCCUCGUUUUUACACAGGUUACUCAGAGGGGGGAACGCUCGUACCUUCCUAAAGACCAAGAUCUCUAAGCGGAGCGGUUUUGAUCCUGCGUUUCCCAAAACCUGACCCGCUCCAGUGGAAAGGCAGCAGCAUUUUCCGACCCACUGUGCCGCCCCACGGGGAAAAUCAGGGAUGUAACAGCAAUUACUGGGGGUUUUUUUAAUGAGCUUUUGUCUUAAAGCUCCUCACUUGGGGAAAUUUUUUAAUCGCCCAGUUACCCUUUCCAAUAAUUCCAUUUGGUUCAUUAAUUGUCCCGACGCGUUAUUUAUGGGUUCUUUUCAGUGCAAUAAACACUGCAGACAAAAAAGUACAUUUCUUGUAAAUCCUAUUAAUUCAAUAAAAAUCAUUUUGUUCGAUGAA